CUCGCCGGAGAGAUCCAUCUCCAAGUGUGAACACAGGUUCACCUAGUAUGACUCCAGAAGAAAAACGCCAUGUCAAUCUCGGACCAAAGUUUGGUACCGCCUCUCCAGAACGAGUUCGGAAACUGAUGGCCUUAUCGGAUAAAGUUCGUCCACAUAAUCCAAAAAUUCCCGUCCCCACAGUUACGAGUCCGAUUAAUGGACGUCGUCAUGGUAGUCCGCGACAUGCCAGAGCUUUACCAGUUAAUUUAUCUGUAGAAAGUUCAUCUGUUAGCGGUAUUAGUCGUAAACCUAGUCGUACUGGUUCUAUAAAUUCCACAGACUCUGCCUCUCCAACCAGCAGUAUCAACAGUUAUCAACAUCAGUAUGGAUCAGAAACAGAUUCUGGACAUAACAGCAUUAUGUCAUCCAAUUUUGAUAGUCAUAGUACGAGUUCUGUUGGCUCGUGUAAUUCUCCACCAUUUCAAAGAAAAUCUUCCAACCCUCAUCUUCAUCCUCAUCAUUCACACAUACAUUCAGGUACUCAAUCUCUUCAUCUACCAGCAGGGCCCCGCCCACCUCUCCCCUCAUAUCAAACAGUGAUGCAGAACGCAGCUUCUCAUUCAAUACCACAUGUUUCUGGUAGUUACAUACCUCACUCACACUAUGGGCGACGGCCGCCAUUACCUGAUUACCAGGCAGCUGCACACAUGGCCAACUUGGCACGGCAGAAACAGUUGUAUCACAUGGAACGAGCGAAUGCUGCAGGGUAUUAUCAGGAUAGUGAUUAUGAUAUUCCAAAUAGCGAAUGUGCUGAUGAAGAACAAGUGUCUGCUGUUUGA
Molecule: messenger RNA, 818 nt
Organism: Lottia gigantea (owl limpet)
Lineage: Eukaryota; Metazoa; Mollusca; Gastropoda; Lottiidae
Exons: 6
Source: RefSeq, a predicted model, not a curated record